AUGUCAAAGCCAAUUAAUGUCUAUUCUAUUCCAGAAUUGCGCCAAGCCCUAGAUGAAGCUUUACCAAUUACUUUGAAAAGAUUGAACUAUACCCAAUCCCAUCUCUUCCAAGAUAUCAAAUUAGGUUUGGGUUAUUCAAUGGGUUUAAUUGCCGCUACCAGUUUUUUAUUGGAUAAGAAAUUCAAAUGGAAUCAAACUUUAUUUUAUCAAAAAUUAUUAGUAGGUCUCUAUUUCAUCUUAUCUAUUACAUUUUGGAUCUUUAAUCAUUUCAUCGAAAAGGGUCUCACCUAUCAAGGAAUCAACAAGAAAGAUUCCAUUAAAUUGAAAAUAAUGUCUAGAUUAAUUGAAAAUAAUUCAAGGGGCAACUCCAACAACGAUACUCCAAUCUAUCAAAUCCAUUUCAAAUUAAUAAAUGUAAAUAACUCUACAGAAAAAAACAACGAAUUGACUUCUGAAUUAUUGGUCACCAAGAUAUUCUCAGAGCAAGGAUAUCUACAAACCAAUCUAUUCUAUGAAUACUUGAAUGAUCAAAUUAAUUUGUUGAAGGAGAAGAAAAAAAAUUAA
This is a messenger RNA of Henningerozyma blattae CBS 6284, 564 nucleotides long. It is a transcript of the gene SPC2, whose product is annotated as signal peptidase complex subunit SPC2. NCBI's taxonomy places the organism in Eukaryota, Fungi, Ascomycota, Saccharomycetes, Saccharomycetales, Saccharomycetaceae. The transcript has a single exon. Gene Ontology annotation, biological process: protein targeting to ER. Gene Ontology annotation, cellular component: signal peptidase complex; membrane. The record is from RefSeq and is a predicted model, not a curated record. Bases 1 to 564 code for a protein of 187 amino acids.